AUGACAAGUACUACACAAGCCGACAUUGCAGGAAGACUCAUAAAGUGGUCAAUCGAACUGUCCGAAUUCGACAUCAGAUAUCAAUCCAGAGGGGCAAUAAAAUCACAGUUCUUAGCCGACUUUAUUGUAGAACUUACGAUACCAUCGGAGGAGGACCACACAAAACAAUGGACUCUAUACAUAGAUGGCUCAUCCAACAAAGAAGGAUGUGGCGCUGGAAUACGACUCGAAGCCGAAGAUGGUACUGUACUCGAGCACUCCUUACACCUAUCUUUUAAGACCAACAACAACCAAUCCGAGUAUGAAGCCCUGGUCGCAGGACUUCAGCUUUGUUUAGAACUUCAAAUAUACACAAUCAAAGUAUAUUGUGACUCCUUGUUGGUUGUUCAACAGGUAAACGACCAGUUUCAAGUAAGAGACCCCCUUCUAUCCAAAUAUUUAUUAUUAGUCAAAAAUUUGAUUUCACAAUUUAAAGAAUUUGAAAUACAACACAUUCCAAGAGAACAAAACCAAAGAGCUGAUAUUUUAUCUAAGCUCGACAGUACUCAAUCCGAGAUAUCUACAUUGCAUCAAUUUACUAUAAACUCUCCUAGCAUUGACCUAACAAAAGUGCUAAGUGUUACUCAAGAAAGUGAUUGGCGAAUAGAUUUCAUAAACUAUCUACAAACAUCGCACAUUCCAGAGACUGUCGAGAAUGUCAAAAGGUUCCGAAGACAAGCCACCUUCUUUACAUUACUUAACGGAGCCUUAUACAGACGAGGAUAUACUCGUCCUUUACUCAAAUGUCUCAGCAGAUCCGAAGCAGAAAUAGCACUGUCAGAAGCACAUGAGGGGAUCUGCGAAACACAUACAGGAGCUCGGAGCCUUUCAUCCAAAAUCCUCCGCGCUGGUUUCUUCUGGCCAUCACUGAAGCAAGACAGUGAAAACAAGGUCAGGGCCUGUAUAAAUUGCCAGAAGCACGCCCCUACCAUCCACAUUCCAGCUGAGGAUAUGCAUCAUAGCAACGUCACAUGGCCUUUCCACCAAUGGGGACUAGACAUCCUCGGCCCGUUCCCUACGGCGCCGGGCCAGACGAACGGACUAGCAGAAGCGGCAAACAAAGUGAUCUUGCACGCACUUAAGAAGAAGUUGGAUGACGCAAAAGGGCUAUGGGCCGACCUCAUACCUGAAGUCCUAUGGGGUUACAACACAACACCCCAAUCAUCAACAAAAGAGACACCAUUCCGACUUGUCUAUGGCUCUAAAGCAAUGAUACCACUAGAAAUCUCCCAAAGCUCAAUUAGGACACAGCUCGUCGACCACAAUGAAUCCCGGCGCACCGAAUUAGAUAUCAUUGAAGAAGUCCGAGAUAUAGCAACACUGAGGCAACGCGCCGCACAGCAAACAAUAGCUCGGCACUACAAUAAAUCGGUAAGAAGUCGAACAUUCAACAAGGGAGAUUUGGUCGUUCGAAAGACAGAACUCGCCCGACGACCACCAUCCCAUGGCAAGCUCGCCGCAAACUGGGAGGGCCCAUAUCGAGUCACACAAGUCCUCGGCAAUGGAGCAUAUAAACUCGAAACUCUAACCGGUACAGUCCUACCCAACACUUGGAAUGUAGCCUCCUUAAAGAAAUUCUAUAGUUAA
This is a messenger RNA of Arachis ipaensis, 1626 nucleotides long. RefSeq lists its product as uncharacterized. Lineage: Eukaryota; Viridiplantae; Streptophyta; Magnoliopsida; Fabales; Fabaceae. The record is from RefSeq and is a predicted model, not a curated record. Gene Ontology annotation, molecular function: RNA-DNA hybrid ribonuclease activity; nucleic acid binding.